Messenger RNA from Topomyia yanbarensis, 703 nucleotides. RefSeq names its product programmed cell death protein 5 (gene PDCD-5). Gene Ontology annotation, molecular function: DNA binding. NCBI's taxonomy places the organism in Eukaryota, Metazoa, Arthropoda, Insecta, Diptera, Culicidae. The transcript has 2 exons. Gene Ontology annotation, cellular component: nucleus; cytosol. Bases 146 to 532 code for a protein of 128 amino acids. The record is from RefSeq and is a predicted model, not a curated record.
UUUGACAGUUCAAUCAGAAUCACGGUACUGUCAAGCAAUUAUUUUCCCUAUUUUCCAAUGCGUGUUUAAAACUGAUUUUAUAGAAAUCAAAAGACCAGAUAUUUUUGUGUUUAAUCUUAAGUUACAUAUUGCAAUUUAGAUAAAAAUGGAUGAUCCCGAACUACAAGCAAUCCGCCAGCAACGUCUUCAACAAAUGCAGGGAGCUAAUCCGGAACAGCAAAAGGCGAAAGAGGAGCAGAUGGCCGCCCAGGAAGACAUGAAAAAUUCGAUGCUCUCGCAGCUGCUGGAUCAGAACGCCCGCGCACGUCUCAACACGCUUAAAUUGAGUAAACCCGAAAAGGCUCAGAUGGUUGAGGGUAUGAUCAUCCGGAUGGCACAGAUGGGUCAGAUCGGCGGCAAACUGGACGAUGCUUCGUUGGUCAAACUGCUCGAAAGUCUCAAUCAGCAGAUGCCUCGUAGCAGUUCAACGGUUAAGUUUGACCGACGGAGAGCGGCCCUGGACUCGGAUGACGAUGAUGAUUACGGAAUUUGAGGGCAUGAUCUGUAAUACGGGGUUUGCCAUCGAUGGAGAUUAGGAAUCGCUCGUGAAGCGCGAUAGCUUACAGAGCUCAGAAAACGCAAUCGAACGGAUGCGAAAUUGUGCUUGCUUAGGCUGACAAAGCCGAUCUAAACUAAAAUAAUAAAAAAAACCGUUUAUAACUGA